This is a messenger RNA of Calliphora vicina (urban bluebottle blowfly), 1136 nucleotides long. It is a transcript of the gene Npc2b, whose product is annotated as Niemann-Pick type C-2b. NCBI's taxonomy places the organism in Eukaryota, Metazoa, Arthropoda, Insecta, Diptera, Calliphoridae. Gene Ontology annotation, molecular function: sterol binding. Bases 269 to 748 code for a protein of 159 amino acids. Gene Ontology annotation, biological process: intracellular cholesterol transport. The transcript is spliced from 3 exons. The record is from RefSeq and is a predicted model, not a curated record.
GUUGAGUUAAAGUUGUAUAUCGGAUGUGUGUGUGAAAAAAAUAGUUUAUAAAAAUAAAAUUAAAAAAGAGAUAAAGAAACAAAUAUUUAAAUAGACAUACAUAUAACUAAUAAUAGUAAAAGAGAAUUAACAAAAGGAAAAUUACGAAAAAAAUAAAAAAAAAUUGGUAAAUGCAAUAAAUCUUAAAUAAUUUAUUGUUUAAAAAAAAAUAUAAACCAAAGUCUUCACCAACCUACUAAAUAAACAACACAACAACAAAAACAAAAAAAUGAAGAGUUUUAUUUGUUUAACAAUUGCAGUGACUUUGUUGGCCGCAUCAGCCAUGGCCACAACUGUUAGAAAUUGUCCAAAAACCAAAGCACGUCUUCUGGAGCAGGGUGAUGUUACCAUUUCCAAUUGUCCCAAAAGCAAAUGCACCCUGAAACGCAAUACGGAUGUCAGUAUUGAAAUGAAAGUCAUACCAACACGUGAUUUCAAAGAAUUAAACUCCGAUAUACAAGGCAUUAUCUUAGAUGUUCCUCUACCGUUCCCCGGUUAUUAUGGCACCAGCGCUUGUCCACACAUCUACGAUGCUGAGGGCAAAAAUCAAGUGGGUUGUCCACUAAAAGCCGGCGAAACUUAUAUUUACAAGAAUAGUUUUAAGAUUUUACCCAUUUAUCCCACGGUAAGCUUGGAUAUACAUUGGGGUUUGGGUGAUAAACAGGGUGAUGCAGCCUGUUUCCAAGUACCAGCCAAGAUUAAAGCUUAAACAGCAGGGGUUUAAAGUUUAUUUUUUGUAUUAUUUUUAAAAUUUUUUAUAAAAAAAAACAUUUAAGCAUAUUUAGGAUAUUUAGGAUAUUUUUGUUUUUUUUGCAUUAUUAAUGUGAUAUUUAAAAAUAUGUUUAUUAUUAUAGAAAUUUGUUUUAAAACGAGAUUUUCUUGAAUAAUGAUGAGCAGGUUUUUGUUUGUAAAAAUUUUGUUGUCAUAUUAAUGCCUCCAGCCCCUGGGCAUUAAUAUUCAUAACAAUUAUUUUUCAUUUUUUUUAUUAGAAUUUCUAUUAUUUUUUUUUUGUUUUAUUAAUAAUAAUUUAGUUUUAGUCUUAGUUUUACAACAGUUUGUUUAAGUUACAAAAAAUCAAAUAAAAUAAAUAUUUUUUU